Molecule: messenger RNA, 1479 nt
Organism: Abrus precatorius (Indian licorice)
Lineage: Eukaryota; Viridiplantae; Streptophyta; Magnoliopsida; Fabales; Fabaceae
Exons: 7
Coding region: 92-1030 (312 amino acids)
Molecular function (GO): hydrolase activity, acting on ester bonds
Source: RefSeq, a predicted model, not a curated record
AUGGUUGAAAAUGGGUGCAAUUGACUACAGCGAUCGAUUUGCAUAGGUGAUAGAGACACAGAUAGUGUUCUGAGAUUGAGAGGCAUACACGAUGAUGAAGCUUUUCGAUGCACACUGUCACCUGCAGGACCCAAGAAUCAUUAGCAAGGCACCACAACUCAUAAAAACUGCACAAGACACUGGGGUUGUGGGUUUCGCCGUGAAUGGAGUUUGCGAACAAGAUUGGCACUUGGUGCAGAACUUGGCUCAAACCCACCCUUGUGUCAUUCCUUGCUUCGGUCUUCACCCCUGGUUCGUUGCAGAAAGAAGUCCCAAUUGGUUUAAAACGUUGAGAGAAUUUUUUGAUUCCACACCCUCUGCUGCAGUUGGAGAGAUUGGCUUGGACAAAGGAUCACAUGGAAGGAAGAUUGAUUUUUCUGAGCAGGUUGAAGUAUUGAGGCAACAGCUUGAACUUGCAAAAGAGUUAAAUAAGCCAGCAUCUGUUCACUGUGUUCGUGCUUUUGGUGACCUUCUUGAGCUAAUGAGGUCUAUCGGGCCUUUUCCUGCUGGUGUUAUUCUUCAUUCUUACCUAGGUUCUGCAGAGAUGGUUCCUGAAUUUUCCAAGCUUGGUGCUUAUUUUUCCUUCUCUGGGUUUCUUAUGUCACUAAAAGAAAAUAAGGCAAAGAAAAUGUUGAAGAAGGUCUCUUCUGAUAGGAUUUUGUUGGAGACAGAUGCACCUGAUGCACUACCAACAUCAAGCAUAGAUUCUCUUUAUUUUGUUGAAGGAGAUAUUUCUCUUCCUGAAGAGCUUCAUGGCCGAAGAACAACUUCAUCCUCAACUUCUGGUUCUUCCCUUGAUAACUCAUCCCAUGUUCUGACAGAUGCAUCGAUGCUGCCAAAGGAAACGCUCAAUCAUCCAGCAAACAUUCAUAAUGUACUUGAUUAUGUUGCAUCUUUGCUAGAGAUUACGAAAGAAGAACUUGCUGAAUCAAGUUACCAGAAUGCAGUCCGGUUAUUCUCCUAUGAAGGUUCAAAGGUGCUUCAAAAGUAAAUAAAUUAACAGGUUCUUGUGAGAAAUGAUUCCUAGCUUGGCAAAGUUUUCAGGGAGUACCUAGUAAAAUUUUAUCAAAGUACAAGGAGAUAGAUUACAGGAACAAAUUGUCAAAAUGUAAGUAGGAUAUAAAUAAUAGUUUAGUAUGUUUGCCUGCCAAAAUUUAUUACAUUCAAUAUUUCUAAAUUGGAAGAGGCAAGGUGUCUGAAUAAUGCAUCUAUUUCUAAACAUGAAAGCUACUAACUACAAAUAUGACUAGAGCAAGGAGAUUAGUAACAUAAUUAUCAGGUGACAUCUUUCUUUAUGAAGUGUAUUUGGUGAAAUCCCAAGUUUGUACAGUGCAAGUGGCAGCAUUCCAGCAACAUCCACUGAAUAAUAUGCGAAUAACUUCACUCUUUUAUUCGUUUCGCGAUACAUUUGAAGUCAACAUAGGCUCCUAUCCUUUGCCU